AUGUAUGUAACAAGUAUUCCACGGGCUGUCCCUGAUAAACCGCUACCAAGGGCUAAGAGCAUCAGUGACCUCAAGGAGCAGAGUUUGCAAGCGUUGUCAUCGUCGUUUAUCGUGGGUACCACCCGUUCACGAUACAACUCCUCAGAUAAGAAUAGGAGAUCUGCGUCUGCUACACAAGAUACAGCAAUCAUGAAAAUGAUAAGUGACAACUUUCAGACGCCAGGAUCCGAGACGGGCAGUCUGAAUUCAAGCAGUUCGUUAAACUCCCACAAUGCUCAUGCUCCUCCGGUCCAAUGGCCAGGCGUCGAUAUCUAUCAGCCUUUACCAGGCGAAUCCAGUGAUGUGCAUAAUGUCGGACAUGGGAUGUUGACAGGCGGGCCACUAUUCUCACCUGACUGUCAGAGUUAUCAUACGAUGAGAUCUCAUUCUUACAGUCGCCCGCCAAGUCCACCACUACCACCACCCCCUAUGCCUUCUAAUUUCUCCUCUCCACCACCUAUUGUUGGAGGAUCAGCUACCGUACCUAAUACCCCAAUGACAUCCUCACGUCCACGAUCCAACUCCAUUGGCACCUACCUACCGCAUGCACCUCAUAACCAAAGCUUUAGCAUACCUCCACCACCAAAAUUUGAUGCACCUCUACCACCAGCCACACCGGCAGGAACGACCCAAACCUCUAACAGCGGAAGACCAGUGCCACCCCCAGUUUCCCAGAAAACUACAUCGGUGUCGUCAAUGACCCCACAUGUCCAAACACCGCAAACACCAAAUCUGUCUAAUCAUAUUCCACCACCACCACCGCCUCCUCCACCAGCACCGACUAUGACCAAGUAA
This is a messenger RNA of Candidula unifasciata, 834 nucleotides long. NCBI's taxonomy places the organism in Eukaryota, Metazoa, Mollusca, Gastropoda, Stylommatophora, Geomitridae. The record is from the annotation of a GenBank genome assembly.